Molecule: messenger RNA, 2756 nt
Organism: Sceloporus undulatus (fence lizard)
Lineage: Eukaryota; Metazoa; Chordata; Lepidosauria; Squamata; Phrynosomatidae
Product: cytochrome P450 2B4-like
Exons: 9
Coding region: 117-1604 (495 amino acids)
Biological process (GO): xenobiotic metabolic process
Cellular component (GO): intracellular membrane-bounded organelle; cytoplasm
Molecular function (GO): oxidoreductase activity, acting on paired donors, with incorporation or reduction of molecular oxygen, reduced flavin or flavoprotein as one donor, and incorporation of one atom of oxygen; iron ion binding; heme binding
Source: RefSeq, a predicted model, not a curated record
AGGAAGUUAGGUUGGGUCGGGAGGGAGAAGAGGAAAGGCUUUUUGUAUCGUAGUGUCUUCUGCUUUGCAAAACAGAGAUUUCAGCAAAAAAGUUGAAUUGGGUCUUCUGCUCCCAAAUGGCUCUCUUUGGAGUUUUGCCUUUCUCUUUCCUGCUCUCCUGCAUCAUCUUCUUCCUUGCCUUGUUAUGGAGGAGUCACAACAAGAAGAGCAAACUGCCUCCAGGCCCCAUGCCACUACCUUGGCUGGGCAACGUGCUCCAAAUGGACAUUCGGAACAUGAUCACCGCUCUUCAGAGGCUUCAAGAGAGGUAUGGUCCUGUUUUCACCAUCUACAUAGGCUCCCAGCCGGUGGUGGUGCUGUGUGGCCCUAAAGCCAUAAAAGAAGCUCUCAUAGAUAAUGCGGAAGCUUUUGGUGGGAGAGGUCCGAUGCUGGCUCUGGGCGAUAAUAUCGUCAAGUAUGGAAUGAUUACUACCAACGGAGAGCGGUGGAGACAGCUUCGCCGCUUUGCCUUCUCCACCCUGAGGAACUUUGGAAUGGGCAAGAAAUCAAUUGAGGAGCGGAUCCAAGAGGAGGCUCAGUUCCUGGUGGAAGCCCUUGAGAAAACAAGAGGUCAUCCUUUUGACCCCACCACGCAUCUGAACCAAGCCGUUGCCAACAUUAUUUGCUCUGUUGUUUUUGGUAACCGGUUUGAAUAUGAGGAUGAGAAGUUCACCGCUUUACUUAACUUGAUAAGCCAGGCAUUACAGCUCUUUUUGUCUCCUAGGAGCCAGAUGAAGAACUUUGCCCCACGUUUGAUGCGGGUCUUGGCUGGGCCCUUUGACAAACUGUCCAAGUGCAUCCAGGAUUUACUGACGUUUGUCUCUCAGAGGAUCCAGGCACACCGGGAGUCCUUUGAUCCAAAUUAUCCUCGAGACUUUAUAGAUUGUUUCCUCAGCAAAAUGGAGCAGGAGAAAGACAACCCAGCUUCCGAAUUCCAUGAUGACAACCUGGUUGUUUUGGUGCUCAAUCUGUUCUUCGCUGGAACAGAAGCGGUCAGCACCACCCUCCGAUAUGGACUUCUCAUCCUCCUCCGAUACCCUGAAAUAGAAGCCAAAGUCCAUGAAGAGAUUGACCGGGUCAUUGGGAGGAACCGGAAACCAUCCAUGGAGGACCUGACUCAGAUGCCUUACACGAAUGCGGUGGUGCACGAGAUUCAGCGUUUUGGAGACUUUGCCCCUCUGGGAGCUCCUCAUUCAAUGACCUGUGAUACCCAGUUCCAGGGAUACACCAUUCCUAAGGGCACCACUGUUAUAACUUUCCUGACUUCUGCCCUGGAGGACCCCCAUCACUUUGAGACUCCAAGGAAGUUCAAUCCUGGCCACUUUCUGGAUGAUAAUGGAGCCUUUAAGAAGAAUGAAGCCUUUCUGCCUUUUUCAACAGGGAAAAGGGUAUGCUUGGGUGAAGGUUUGGCCCGCAUGGAGCUCUUCUUAUUCCUUACGACGGUGUUGCAAAACCUCACUUUGAAGACUCUCCGGGAUCAAGAAGAAAUAGACAUCUUGCCACAGAUUGUUGGUAGUGGAAAACGUCCCUUGUCCUACCAGCUUUGCAUGUUUCCACGGCCCUGAUGGCCAAGCCCAGUGAUCCCUGGAAGUUGAGAGCAGGGGCAAUUGUCUGUCUCUCUGUGAGUAUCUGUGCCAUGUCAGAUCCCCAUCUAUCCUGAAGUGGAAGACAGCACCGCAAAUCUGGAAUAAAAAAAAGCCUUUUGACUCAAUUUAUGAGCCUUAUAUGAGAAAAGAAAGCUGAAACAGAGAGUUGUGCCUAUCUCUGUGCCUAUCCACAUGGGGAGAUGGUCAUAAAAGCAUGCCUUUUGUAGAACAGAUUGUUCCAGCAUGACAAAGGGCACACUUUUACAGCUUCUUCCUCUGAAAGAGAAUGGAAGUGAUGCAAUGUCUUGUGGAGAGGCACAAAGAAAGCCACUACUCUUGCAUUCCAUUUCAGAUUUCUUUUCUCAUGUGACAAGGCAAUUAGAUGUACAAGAUGUGCUAAAACUAAAGAAAACAUAACUCAGCUCUACUCUGAAUAUUUUUUGGGGUGGUUGAAAUGUAUGUAAGAUCAUUUUGGUAGAUCUUGAUAUGAAAAGAAUCUUGCUAGAAUGGCCUUUUCUUGCAAUCCUUUUGUUCCUGGAUUUUAUGUGUAAUAGAAAUAACACUGUAGGAUGUGCAGAUUGUACUUUUCCAAACACUAUUAUUGGAUUAAAUUCCAAGCCCUGCUUGUGACCCUAUGUUAACUCUGGUACUGACUGAACUGUAUUCUGCCUUGGGGUAGUAGUAGUGAGCAGUUUGUACUGCUUAUACUUAGAAAAUGGAUAAAGAAGCAAGGAUUAUGAAGAGGUUCUCCAAAGAGGAACAAGAGAAGAAACACAUUCCCCAGCUUUCCCGAUUUGGCAGGGACAGUCCCCAUUAAUCUUUUGUCAUCCCAUUUUCUAGCUGUCACAGUUUUACUCUCCUCCUCCCACCAUCCCUCUUUGUCCUCUGCUUCCUUCAGUUGUUGAAAACAGCAGCUUAUGCUUAAUUGAGCAAGUCAGUCCACAUUGCUUUUUGGAGAAUGGUGAGGCAGAGAGGAAAAAGUUCUGUAUAUGCUUAGAGGUCUCAGACCACACCAGAUGAAGAACCUGGAUUCACUGACAGAUCUCUAUAGUUUACCACUGACUGCUGCAUUUGUGGUGGAUCAAUGCUCUUGAACUUCAAUAAAUUGAAAGUUUUUUCGCUUCGAACAAA